UCAACUUGGAAAACAACAUAGAGCCUCUUUUGCUCCUCCUAUUAAAAAAAGUUCAAUUCCAUUUGCUUUGAUUCAUUCUGAUGUAUGGGGUCCCUCACGUUUUGUGUCUUUAAAAGGUCAAAAAUGGUUUGUUACUUUCAUAGAUGACUGUUUUAGGGCCACUUGGGUAUAUCUGAUGAAAGAUAACAGUGAGGUGUUUUCUGUAUUUCAAAACUUUCAUAAAAUGGUGUGCACUCAGUUUGGAGCGAUUGUCAAAAUUUUGCGUUUGGGGAAUAUAUUGACGCUGGUCUUGCAGUUAUUUCACAACUCAUGGCAUUGUUCAUCAAACUUCUUGCACUAACACCCCUUAACAAAAUGAUGUUGCCGAACGAAAAAAUCGCCACCUCCUUGAUUUGGCCUGUUGUCUAUCCUUUGAAAUGCGUGUUCCUCGAUCCUAUUGGGGGGAAGCGGUUCUCACUGCAACUUAGUCUUCCUACCCAAGUCCUUCAAAAACUAACCCCUCUUCAAGUUUUGUCUAGGUCCACCUCUUCUGGGUUCUCCAUUCCACCUAAGACCUUUGGAUGUGUUUGUUUUGUCCAUAAUCCUUCACCUUACCAUGGUAAAUUGGAUCCUAAGUCUCUUAAGUGUGUUGUUCUCAGUUAUUCUCAAAAGGAUUAUAAGCGUUAUCAUCUUCCCAUUCGCAAAUGGUUCGUCUCCAUGGAUUCUUUGAGUCUCAGUCUUACUUUCUAUCCUCCCUAGUGUCACAGUCAUCCCUUCAGGGGGGCUUUGGUGUGAUGAGAUUCCCGUUCCACUACCGCCAGUGGUUGAACAGAUAGAGGAUGAUAAGUCUGCUGUUGUUGUGGAAAAGGAAGCAAGCAAAGUUUAUGUCAGAGACAAGGAUAGACAGAAAGUCACCUAGAUGCAAGAGACUACUUCCUUCCCUCUACUGCCAACUUCUUCUUCGGAUGAGUGUCCAGAGUCAACACCCUCUCUUGAGAGUCCAGUUGAAGCACCUGAGACAAAACAGGAAAACAUAACGCUGGGCAUUUGGCGUUGCCCCAUUUGUACAUUUGAUAAUGAAGAGGGUAUGUCUGCAUGUGAUAUUUGCGGGGUUCUUCGUAAUCCUUUGGGUAAUGCUUGCAGCAAUGGAAAUAAGAACACAGUUGAUGGCAUGCGCAAAGAUUCUGGAGCAUCCAUAAUGGCCAGGUCUCUUUUUGCAUCAUUGCCGCGCCUGAUACCUAACAAGCCUGAAACUUUUCAGCUACGGAAUGACAAUUUUUUGAUGGAAGAGUGCAAUAGCUUCUGUAAGCUUGGCAAUAUCCAAGGACAUUCUAAUGAAUUGCAUAGGGCUUUUAGCUUACGAAAACAUAUAGGGCCUUUCAAGUUUGAUGUACCAUCUCCAGAUGAUUUGGUAUCAAAAGGAUUGCGUUCGUCCAAAGUGGGUUCAAAAGCCAACGUCAACAAAUUAUCUUCUUCGGAUGUCCCUUCAAGUGUCACAGAGAAGAAAAUUGCAGUUGAAUUGCGAUCAGAUGCUAAAAGCUUUGAUACCUCUUCAGCAUUUAUAUCAGAUAACAGACAUGGUAGCAUAGGGGAGGAUACUCAUUCUCUGUCGAAUGAGGUUCAGUCACAAAGUCUUUCAAGUAGUCUGAAUACUGUCAAAUCUGGAUCCUCAAAGAAUGUCAGUGCUAGAAGAGCUGUGUCACAUGCUCAAUAUAAACCUGAGAAAUGGAUGCUACCUGACCAUGCAGAAGAUAGAUUGACACAACUGAAUCUUGCCAUUGUCGGCCAUGUUGAUUCUGGAAAAUCAACACUGUCGGGAAAGCUGCUGUACCUUUCGGGCCGAAUAUCCCAAAAGGAAAUGCACAAAUAUGAAAAGGAGGCUAACCUACAAGGAAAGGGCUCCUUUGCUUUUGCAUGGGCUUUAGAUGAGAGUGCUGAAGAAAGGGAGAGGGGAAUAACAAUGACAGUGGCAGUUGCCUAUUUUGACUCCAAAAGGUAUCACGUUGUGCUGCUUGACUCUCCAGGCCAUAAAGACUUUGUGCCAAACAUGAUAUCUGGGGCAACACAAGCGGAUGCUGCAAUUCUUGUUAUAGAUGCCUCGAUCGGUUCAUUUGAAGCAGGCAUGGACAGCACUGGGGGGCAAACAAGGGAGCAUGCACAACUCAUUAGAAGUUUUGGUGCUGAUCAAGUUAUUGUUGCAAUUAACAAAAUGGAUGUUGUGGAAUACUCCAAGGAACGUUUUGAUACAAUUAAACUGCAACUUGGAACAUUUCUCCGCUCAUGUGGUUUCAAGGAUUCUACUCUGUCAUGGGUCCCUUUGAGUGCUAUUGAAAACCAAAAUUUGAUGGAGGCUGCUUCUGAUGCACGAUUGGUGUCCUGGUACAAGGGACCCCCUCUGUUGGAUGCAGUAGAUUCCCUCAAACCACCUGCUAGAGAUUAUUCAAAGCCUCUAUUAAUGCCCAUAUGUGAUGUUAUCAAAUUGCAGACACAAGGGCAGGUGUCUGCAUGUGGGAAGUUGGAGGCUGGAGCACUUCGAAGUGGAUCUAAGGUUCUAGUUAUGCCAUCAGGGGAGAUGGGCACAGUGCGUUCCUUGGAACGUGACUCUGAGGCUUGUGCCAUUGCAAGAGCUGGAGACAACGUGGCAGUUUGUUUGCUUGGCAUUGACGGAAGUAGUGUGAUGGCUGGGGGUGUGCUGUGUCACCCUGUUUUUCCAGUUGCAGUUGCAAAGAAUUUGGAACUGAAGAUUCUCAUACUGGAUGUUGCAACCCCUAUUUUAAUCGGGUGUCAGUUAGAAUUUCACAUACACCAUGCGAAGGAGGCUGCUAGAGUGGUAAAGAUAUUGUCAUUGCUUGAUCCAAAGACUGGGAAGGCGGUUAAGAAGGCACCGCGACGUCUAUUAGCGAAGCAGAGUGCAGUAGUUGAGGUGGCUCUUGAAGAAGCGGUUUGUGUAGAAGAGUUCUCAUCAUGUAGGGCUCUUGGGAGGGUGUUCCUCAGAGCAUCAGGAAGAACUGUUGCCGUUGGUGUUGUAACUCGAAUAAUAGAGGACCUGCAGCAGCAGCAGGAGGAAUAGUUAGUUCUUUUUUCUGUACAUGAGACUUUCUACUUCCUUCGUCACGGAAUAGUUUACUUUGGCAUGAGAGAUUUUCAGGGCCAGUGUUGUUUUGCAACUUCAACACAACCAUUGAAUCCACAAGGCAAAAAUACAUGCUCUGUGAAGAGCUGGUUCUACUCAAAAGUGCGGUUCUGCUUCUACUUCUGCUUCUUAAAAAUGUAAGUUCUGUUAACAAUGGGAGGAAUUUCUUGGGUAGGUUAUGACAUGAUUGUAGGUUACAGAUGAGUGUCAGUACUUGCACUCGCGGAACCGGCUAGUUCUCAGAGGCUAUGUGUAAAUUAAUUUUGUUUAUUUAUUUAUAUUGCAUGUAAAAACAGCGGCGGGGUAGGUAAAGAAGUUUAAAUUUACCCCCUCGGUUUGGAUGGAUUUUCAAAUGAAGGAAUUUGAGAUUGAAUUUUGUAAAAA
Camellia sinensis is the source of this 3496-nucleotide messenger RNA. NCBI's taxonomy places the organism in Eukaryota, Viridiplantae, Streptophyta, Magnoliopsida, Ericales, Theaceae. The record is from RefSeq and is a predicted model, not a curated record.